AUGUCGAGAAUUGCCGUUCCCAUCACAAAAUUCACCAGGUCCUUGAGCACAUCUCCUGCUGUUGCCAAGCCUAGCCAUAUCCUCAAUGCCACCAGCAACGCCAGCAGGAAAAGAAAGCUGGGUGAGGAGUCCGGCGCUGAGACUCUCGAUGUUCCUCUGAUGCAGGGUUUCCGCACCUCGGCCCCUACCAACGCCUCCAUCGGCCACUCCUUCUCCAACAACGGCAUCGACGCCAUCGUUCUCCCCAACCUCCACGCCACUGCCCCACCUUCUUCUUCUCCUUUCCAGCCCACCUACUUCGACACCAUCCGCGUCCCCCUGCUCCCAGACAACAAGACCCCUCCUCCUCCUACCGUCCAGCGCAUGCCGCUCUUCGAUGAGCUAAAACCCGAGCAGCGCGGCGAGAUUCCCUCCGACGGUGAUGCCGACCUGAUGGCCAGCAAGCCCACCGUCGCCGUCGUCGCCAACCACCCCGGCCAGGUGCUCCCCGCCUCGCUCAGCCAGGAGGUUGUCGAUAUGGACAACUGGACUGGUGCCGAUUGGGUCAGCUUGGGCUUCGUCCGCGACAUUGCCCGUGACGAGGCUCAGGCGCAGGACGAGGCGGCUGGUGGCCAGGGCAUGAUCAAGAGCUUGUGGCAGGGUAUGGUGGAGGAUGUGUUUGGUCCUGCCAAAGGUGGUCCCUCCAAAGCUUAA
Sordaria macrospora k-hell is the source of this 693-nucleotide messenger RNA. The record is from RefSeq and is a predicted model, not a curated record. Lineage: Eukaryota; Fungi; Ascomycota; Sordariomycetes; Sordariales; Sordariaceae.